GCGCACGCGCGCAUGUAUACACAGUAAUGACCAGUGGCCUUUUAGAGACUAGGAUUGAAUUUAAGCGAUUAUGCGACACUUUGGAAAAUGUUAUCAGAGCACAUGAGAUAAAAAAGAAGGAACAAAUUUUGCAAACGUUUUUCGACGAAUGUCGAAAUAUCGGCAACAAAUUAAAAGCGGAAUAUCCUGACUCGGACGCAUCGCUGUAUCCUAUAUUAAGAUUGAUAUUGCCUCAUCUUGAGCGACAGCGUGGACCACAUAAUUUGAAGCAAAUUUCGCUGGCAAAGCUUUACGCUCGCGUAUACGGUUUUACGAAAAGUAGCGAUAGUUACAAAAAAUUGAUAAAUUAUCGAGAGUCCACGUCGAGCGAAUUUUUAGGAAAUGAUUUCGCUGACCGAGCCUAUUGCAUAUUGGAUAAAAGGUUACCUCGAUAUAGUACCGGAUUUACGAUCGCACAAAUUAACACGUUUCUCGAUGAUAUUACCGAGAAAAACGCAACGAUGCAGCAAAAAGUUGAAACGUUCAGAGUGCUCUUCCGAAAAAUUACGGGAUUUGAGAUGAAAUGGGUAACACGUAUCAUUCUUAAGGAUUUACGACUUAAUAUAGGAACGCAAAGAAUAUUACACAUUUAUCAUCCGGAUGCGAAUGACAAAUUUCUCGUAACGAGUGAUCUACGAGAGAUUUGUAACGAAUUACAUGAUCCAAAGGUCAAAUUGAAACGCGGCAUACGAAUAUUUUCGCAUUUUAAACCGAUGCUCUUAGAAAGAUGUAACAUCGAGAAUAUCGGGAAAUUAUUUCGGGGCAAUGACUUGUAUUACGUACAAACCAAAUACGACGGCGAGAGAUCGCAACUACACAUGAAAGACGGAAUAUUUAAAUAUUUCACGCGUAGGGGAUAUGAUAUUACAAACAAACCUGGAUAUGGUGAAACUGGAUCUUCAGGCUUCUUGACCGAGAUAUUUACGCGGUGUUUGAAUCCGAAUUGUCAUUCUUUUAUAUUGGAUGGAGAAUUAAUGGCUUGGCAUAAAGAGAAAAGAAUAUUUAGUACCAAAGGUAUGAAUGUCGACGUGAAAAAUUUAACGACAAAUAGUCAUCAUCAACCGUGUUUUAUCGUGUUCGAUGUGAUUCUGCAUAAUGAUAUCUUGCUUGUUGACACGCCUUAUAAAGAUAGAUUAAAACUUCUCAAUGAUAUAUUAACAGAAGAGGAAGGUUCUGUAAUUGUGUGUCAGUCUACCUUAAUUUCAAACAGGGAGGAGUUGAUAGAGACAUUCAAUAUACAUCUGCGUGAUAAUGAGGAAGGGCUUGUCGUAAAGAAAUAUGAUAUGAAAUAUAAACCUAAUAUCCGAGAUGGUAGUGGUUGUUAUAAAAUUAAAGCGGAGUAUUCCGACAAUUUAGUACAAGAUAUAGACAUGAUUAUACUUGGCGGUUACUAUGGAGAAGGUAAAUAUAUAGGAAUGAUUAAAAGUUUCAUGAUGGGCGUUGUCACUCCAACAAGCAACGAAGAAAAUUCAUUACAAUUUCUUUCUGUCGUAUCCGUAAGCACUGGAAUAGGAGAUGAAAUGCUACGUUAUCUCCAAACAAAAUUUACACCAUAUUGGAUUAAGGAACGUCCUGAAAAUAUCAUGGGUCCCAAAAAAAAUCAGCCAAAUGUGUGGAUUCUUCCAGAACAUUCUAUAAUUUUAACGAUACGAGCGACUGAGAUAAUACGCAGCAAUGAUUAUCCAAUUGGAUACAGUUUAAGAUUUCCUAGAGUUACGAAAAUGAGAACGGAUAAGCCAUGGUACAAUCCAUGUACUACUUCUGAAUUCUUAUCUUUGGUCAAAGAUGGAGGAAUGAUCCAAAAGUUAACCAAACGAAACAUUACUAUAUAUGAUGUCGAUCAAGUAUCAACUUUUAAAUUACAAAGGACAGCGAAUCAAAAUAAAUCGAUUGAACAUAAUACGUACAAUAAGCGAAUAGUGCCACUCACACGAUUAUUGGAUGGAAAAGAAAUUUGUGUAAUAAAUGGUAACGAUGAAUUAUCGAAGAAGCAAAUUGAAGAAAUAUUACAGCAGCAUAGUGCAAAAAUUGUUCAAAAUCCAAUGAGUACAACUUUCUGUGUGAUAGUAGGCAAUGAUAAAACGAUACGGGGAAAAGAAGUAGUAAACAGUAAAAAAUACGAUGUUGUAACUCUGGAUUGGUUUAAACGUAUUACCAAUCAAUCCGACUGGGCCUCGUUAGGUGAUUUUUUACCGUGGGAAUUAUUAUGUAGCCGGAAAACUACUAGACUCCAAAUUGCAAAAAACUAUGAUGAAUAUUGCGAUAAUUUUAUCGUUGAUGCAAAUGAGGACAGUUUAAAGCGUUCAUUCGGCAAAAUUGCUCAACCGAUUAUUGUUGAGUUGAUAAAUAAUCAGUUAACUGUUGAAGAUGAAAAAGAACUGGACAAGGAAUUGUUCAAUGGAAAUGCAUCACCUUAUUCCUUAUUUAGGAAUAUGAUUGGAUUCUUUGAGAAUCAAUCGUGUUGUGCUAAGUUUAAAUUCCGUUUUAUGUCAGGUAUAGUUAAAGACAGUAUUGAUAAUUCUGUUACACAUGUCUUUGUAAAAAAUAACAAGACAAGUACUAACACAAGAAGUAUGGAGGCAUAUGAGCCAACAUUUGUAAAAAUUGUGAAAUGUAAAUGGAUUGAUGAAUGUUUCCGAAAUGGUCAAAUAUGUGAUAUUACAGACUAUCUGAUUGAUUAAUUAAGAGAUGUAUAUUGCUGUAUACAAGAUAUAUAAAAACUCGCAUCUUGAAGAAAUGUUACAUGUGUAUUUUUGAUGGAAACAAUAUAUUCACGAGAUCGUUUUAACUCAGAUUUUAAUCAAAUACUGAGAAAUUAGAUACUAGGCAGAGUGACAGUCGGACAGUUCACUCAUUUAACAUUUUCCCGUUUCGAAAUAUUUCUUCUCGACUCGGGCCGCUACCCUUGCCUGUUUCGUUUUAUUUCAUCGGAAUGCGCGCAAAAUACGAAGCGAAAGGACACGCAGCUGCCACGUUUCUCUUACAAAGCCUGUCAUUCAGAGAGAUCUCGUAUAGAUUAAUAUUAAAAGAUCACGGAAAGACUUGAGAUGCAUAUAUCAAAAAGUUACAAGUGAAAGAUUAUAUUUCUAUUACUGUA
Pogonomyrmex barbatus (red harvester ant) is the source of this 3136-nucleotide messenger RNA. RefSeq names its product DNA ligase 4 (gene DNAlig4). NCBI's taxonomy places the organism in Eukaryota, Metazoa, Arthropoda, Insecta, Hymenoptera, Formicidae. The record is from RefSeq and is a predicted model, not a curated record. Gene Ontology annotation, cellular component: DNA-dependent protein kinase-DNA ligase 4 complex; DNA ligase IV complex. Gene Ontology annotation, biological process: DNA biosynthetic process; nucleotide-excision repair, DNA gap filling; DNA recombination. Gene Ontology annotation, molecular function: ATP binding; DNA binding; DNA ligase (ATP) activity.